This is a messenger RNA of Doryrhamphus excisus (bluestripe pipefish), 1859 nucleotides long. RefSeq names its product integral membrane protein 2A-like. Gene Ontology annotation, biological process: negative regulation of amyloid precursor protein biosynthetic process. Gene Ontology annotation, cellular component: Golgi apparatus; plasma membrane; extracellular exosome. Lineage: Eukaryota; Metazoa; Chordata; Actinopteri; Syngnathiformes; Syngnathidae. The record is from RefSeq and is a predicted model, not a curated record. Gene Ontology annotation, molecular function: amyloid-beta binding.
CGGACACCGGAAGUGCUCCAUGCACGGAGGCUGGAAAGUGCGUCACAGCGCAGAGCUGCAGAGAAUAAACCGAGCCUGCUGUCCUGCAUCCAUAUCGCAAGGCUUUUUUUGUUUCUGCAUUUUUGAAUUAAACCUUUUUUUUGCGGCAAUAUGGUGAAGAUUGCUUUUAACCCGGCUUUGGCGCAGAAAGCUCUCGGCAAAGAGCCUGUCGCUGUGAAGGACCCUGAGCUCGGCACAGCUCCAGUGGGCAUCGCGGGUUCCACAGGUCGUUGUCUGGUCACACUGCUGGGCAUCGCCUUCAUCCUCAGUGGACUCAUCGUGGGGGGAGCAUGUCUCUAUCGUUAUUUCACCCCCAAGAGGCUGUAUCACGGAGCCAUGCAGUUCAGUGACGUGUCAGCAGUGGGCGAUGCCGAGAGCCGGCCGUACUAUCUCCCAAGAGUGGAGGAGGAGGUGGAGAUUUCUGACAGUAUGGCCGUCAUCAGUGUCCCUCCGCCCCGCUUCAGGCCCGGAGACCCCGCUUACAUCCUGCAUGACUUCAACAGGAAGCUGACAGCAUAUCUGGACCUGACUCUGAGGACCUGCUUUGUGAUUCCACUCAACACUUCAGUGGUGCUGCCCCCUCAGGAUCUCAUCGACCUCUUCUCACAGCUGAUCUCUGGCUCGUACCGCAGCUACUUGGUGCACGAGGACCUGGUGGUGACCGAGCGUAUUGACGACAUCAAACCUCUGGGCUUCUACAUCCGGCGCCUGUGCAAUGGCAAGGACACCUACAGAAUGGAGCGCCGUGCCAGCCUCCCAGGUGCAGGGAUCCAUAAGCGUUCUGCAGAGGAGUGUUUCACCAUCCAUCACUUUGAAAACAAAUUUGUAACCGAGACACGGAUCUGCAAGGCUUGAAGGGAAGCCGAUCUUGGUGCGAGAGCGUGAGAGAGUUGUCGGGAGGAGGUGGAGGAGGUGGAGGAGGAAGCAACAUUGAGCCGAGGCUCCUGUUUUAUUUGCAUUCCCUGUUUUAACCCUCAGUGACACGUGGAUUUAAGUUCUAGCCUCCUCUGCUACAUUCUCUUAAAGCUGUAUCGGUGGUCUUAGCUGUCAAGUAUUAGCUCGCUAGUCUUGUGCUAACAAACGGCAUAUACUCCUGUUAACUGAGGUUUUACUACGUUUUGUUUCCUCUGUCGUGUUGCCGUAGCUUCCUGCAGAGUGAAUCGGUCGCUUCUGUUUUUCAACAUCUAAUAUUUCAACAGCGUGCGUGUGUUUGGCCUGCGCACAUUCAGAGCAGCUUUGUAAACUCACAAGGAGAUGUACAGAAUUCUGUGACGUGUUAUAUUAUUAUAUGUUUUAGUACAAUAGCACAAAUCACCUUGGAAAUGUCGGUUGCGGUUUUAACUGUCUUUUCAUGGAUGCACAAGUCCUGCUGUAUGAUGUGUAUUUAAUGAUGUCAUACCUGAUGGUGAAGUAUAGCGCCCUAUAUGACCAGUGCUUGUGUUAACCCCCCUUUGUGUCAAAAACCUUCACUUUCAAAGUGGAAUAUUCUCCUAUUUUGUUCAGAUAAUUUCAAUUCUUGUAUCCCCGCCGUCCUCAAAAGGCUUAAUAUAUAAGUUCAUGUAGAUUCACUAUUACUCAAAUGAAUUUUAAAAUGGAAAUAUAUGAAUUUCUGUGUCAAAAAGCAUGCUUAUUGCAGGGCCCUGGACAUAGACUAUUUUCAACGGCGUCACACUGAAAGACAAUCACACAGGAAGUGUGUUUGAAAAUGUUUUUUUCCUCAACUUUGUAACAGAAGCAGCUACAUGAGUAUUAGAUACACAACAAAUACGUGUAAAUAUUUACCUGAUCUCACUUCAAUAAAGUAGAAUUUACCCACUUAA